GACAGUGGGGGGAAAUAUGGCCGCACGUGCAUGCAUACCAUGGGAAAUUAUGCAUACCAUCGGAAAAUCUACUGCCCCUCCUCCCACCACCGACGCAAAUCACACAAUACAAGAAAAAGAAAAGAAAAAAAAAAAUUAAAAUCUCUUAUUUAGUUUGUGGUGGGUAAUCGGCAAUGGCUUUGGCCUUGCCACCACUGAGACCAUUGUCCUCCUCUGCCUCGGCGGCGCCGUCAUCCUCUUCUACUUCGUUCAACUACCGCCCUGCCGUCAUUCUUCCUGGCUUAGGGAACAAUUCAAGCGACUACAACAAGUUGGAGGUGACUUUAAAACAGCACUACGGCGUCCCCACCGUCGUUGCCAAGGUGUCAAGGCUUGAUUGGCUCAGAAAUGCCGCCGGUCUGGCGGACCCCAACUACUGGAGCGGCACACUCCGUCCUCGCCCAGUCCUCGAUUGGUACUUGAAGAGGGUAGAUGAGGCUGUUCGGGAGGCUAAGGAGCUGGCUCAAGGUGGGACUUUAUCCUUGAUUGGACACUCAGCUGGAGGAUGGCUUGCACGUGUCUACAUGGAAGAAUUUGGACUGUCCCAUAUUUCCUUGUUAUUGACUCUUGGAACCCCCCAUCUGCCGCCUCCAAAAGGUGUGUCGGGAGUUAUUGAUCAAACAAGGGGUCUCCUGGAUUAUGUUGACAAAUAUUGCUCAAAAGCUGUGUACACUCCUCACCUGAAAUAUGUAUGUAUUGCUGGGAGGUACAUCCAAGGGGCUCGGAUCUUUCGCAAUUCAUCUGUAGAUGUUGUGUCUGCAAUUCCUAAUAACAAUGCUCACUCAAUUUCUGAGGUUGCUACUGUCAAUGAUGUCAGCCCAUCAACAUCAAAUGCAACAGCCUUUCGUGCGCGCUUUGUCGGCCAAGGGUACAAGCAGGUUUGUGGGCAGGCAGAUGUAUGGGGUGAUGGGGUUGUGCCAGAAGUAUCAGCCCAUUUGGAGGGUGCAUUUAACAUUAGCUUGGAUGGAGUUUACCACUCACCAGUUGGUUCAGAUGAUGUGUUGAGACCAUGGUAUGGUUCUCCUGCUGUUGUGGAGAAAUGGAUACACCACCUCCUUAACUAAUGGAUGUGGAAGAUAACUUUAACUCGGUCAUGUAAUUUUGAUUCUUUGAGAAAGCAUAGAUUGCAAUAUUCUUUGACAUCUAGACAAUCUGUCAAGUAACCAAUUCAUUAAGAAGUACUUGGUUUCA
This is a messenger RNA of Corylus avellana, 1230 nucleotides long. Its product is annotated as alpha/beta-Hydrolases superfamily protein. The record is from RefSeq and is a predicted model, not a curated record. Gene Ontology annotation, molecular function: hydrolase activity, acting on ester bonds. Lineage: Eukaryota; Viridiplantae; Streptophyta; Magnoliopsida; Fagales; Betulaceae. Gene Ontology annotation, cellular component: chloroplast.